AUGAGCAUUCCUACAGUCACCACGGCGGUGGGCGCCGACAACCUUACCAUUCCUACCACAGACCAAUCGAUUCGUGAAGCCACAGCCAAAGCCAUCCUGUCAGGCUUCCAGACUGCUGGCUUCAUCUACAUUCGGAACCACGGUAUCGACAGAGCUGCAGUAGAAGAAGCAUUCAAGUACAGUGCAGAAUUCUUCAAGAGACCAGUCAGCCAAAAGGAGCAGCUUGCCUGGACGACACCCGAAGCCAAUCGCGGCUAUGUUCGUCAAGGCCGUGAGAAGACGACAGACCUUGUGGAUCCAGCCGAGAUUGAGAAGCAAAGAGCACUGGAAGGUGCUGAUCUGAAGGAAUCUCUCGAGAUUGGCCGAGAAGGUGUCGAAGGGCUGGAAAACAAGUGGCCAGAUCGAUUUGAUCAAGAUGGUGAAGUAUUCCGAGAAAAGAUGUUGGGCUUCUUCGAGGUCUGCAAAGACCUUCAUGUGCAAGUCAUGCAAGCGAUCGCUGUCGGGCUGGGCAUUGACGAGCACUGGUUCGACAAGUUUUGCAAUGCAGGCGACAACACGUUGAGGCUGUUGCACUACCCUGCAGUGAGCAGCAAAGUGUUUGCCGAAAACAAGAACAGUGUCCGAGCAGGAGCACACACCGACUAUNNGGUUAGUAAGAUGAAGAGACUGGACCGAGUCUUGCUGACAGUUGCAGGAUCGAUUACUCUGCUCUUCCAAGACGCUCGCGGCGGGCUGCAGGUCUUGUCACCCAUGGGAACAUACGUCAAUGCAACACCAAUUGCAGACACGAUCGUCGUCAAUGCGGGAGACUUGCUGGCCAGAUGGAGCAACGACAUGAUCAAGAGCACAAAGCAUCGAGUUGUUGAGCCGCCGGUCAAGGCAGAUGCAGACUUUCAUCCUGCGAGAUACUCGAUGGCCUACUUUUGCAAUCCCAACUUUGACAGGUUCAUCGAUGCGAUCCCAGGGACAUUCGAUGAGGCCAAGCAGAAAAAGUAUCAGGGUGUUAACAGUGGCGAGUAUCUGGUGCAGCGACUGACGGCGACGUAUUGA
Messenger RNA from Aureobasidium uvarum, 1050 nucleotides. Lineage: Eukaryota; Fungi; Ascomycota; Dothideomycetes; Dothideales; Saccotheciaceae. The record is from the annotation of a GenBank genome assembly.